UGGAAACUAAAUACGUCCACCCUGGCGAUGUUUUAAAGGGGGUUUUUAAUGUUCUGUGCUGCCGUUUUAAGUCGACUAAAGUAAGACAAUAAAAUUUAAAUGAGAGAUAAAACCCUUUGGGACCUACAGUGGCACGCUGACACGGCAAUGUUUACCUGAGAUUUUGGAAGCUAUAGCCUGAUCGUAAACUCCUGGAGAGACUGCACACAUUUUGUGGAGUUUUCUUUACUGUUUCUAUUCGGACGCAACUUUUUUGCUGAACUGUGGUUUUGUGAAAAUGGGCGGAGAGGUGGACAUCUCCGAAGAACUUCUCGAGAGCAUACAGGACGCCGUGGGAAAGAACGUCAAGAUUUGCCUGAGCAAGAAGGUGCAGCUGGAGGUCAAAGGUGACAAACUGGAAAGCCGGAUCCUGGCUCUAGCUCCACAUCGGGCUUUUCUGCUGUCUGCUCGAGUCCCCGUCAGGGCAGAGCAAACCUUCAAUCUCUUUGACAUCCAGGCAGUCGACAGCAGCAAGCCGAACCAGUUGACGCUGGACUAUGACAAAGGACAACUUUGUCUGAAGCUGAACUCUAACGAGGAGGUUGAUGAAGUGAUUGCUCAGAUAGGGGCUAGCAUACAGGAACACUGUCCUGGACUCAGCCCAGUGAGGGUGAUGAAGAAAUUAUCUCUAAAGCCAGUUGAGAGGAUGUCCAUUCUUCAAAACCUGUGGGAGAGCAACUCUUCCGCUGAUGUCGGACCCUGUGGUGCUUUCUCUCGUAUGUAUUGGUGUGUGUGCGAUCAGUUGGGGCUGCCCUUUAAGGAGGAGGUGCAGUGGGAUGUAGACACCAUCUACCUGUCACAGGACACACGGGAACUCAAUCUGCAGGACUUUAUCCACCUGGAAAACAGGGACCUGCUGGCUAUUGUGGCAGUACUGGAGUAUAACCAGUGGUUCACUAAGCUCUCCCUAAAGGGCUAUAAACUGUCUACAGAUUUGUGUGAUCAGAUCCUGAGAGUAGUGGCCCGUUCUAGCAGAUUGGAGGAGCUUGUUCUGGAAAACACAGGACUCAAAGCUGAUUUUGCACAGAAGUUGACCAGUGCGCUGACCCAGAACACACACUCAGUGCUUCACACACUCAACCUGGCCAACAACUCACUGGAGGACAAAGGCCUUGCAUCUCUGAGCUUGCCUUUGGGAAAACUUCCUUGUGGUCUGAAAGUUCUUAACCUCUCCAAAAACUCACUCUCUGCUAAAGGUGUGAACAUUCUGGCACAGUCUCUAUGUUCUAACCCUUCUGUCUUCAACACACUCACACACCUUGACCUCUCUGGGAACACACUGAGGGGAGAUGACCUGCCUAACCUGUGGAAUUUCCUGGGACAGCCAAACAGGUUGCAAACUCUGGACUUGUCCAAUUGUGACUGCUCUCUGGACCUGGUGUGUUCCUCAUUAUUGCGAGGCUCUCUGAAGCACCUUACUGUUCUCAACAUAUCCAAAAGCAUCUUUAAUCUCAAGAGAGGAAAGGAACUACCACCCUCGUUCAAGCAGUUCUUUAACAGUGCUCAGGCCCUUAACACCAUCGUCCUCUCUGGCACCAAGCUCCCUCCAGAAGCCCUCAAAGCACUGUUGCUUGGAUUGUCCAGUAACACCAACCUGAAGGAUGUCUCUUUGGAUCUGAGCAGCUGUGAGCUGCGAUCAGCUGGUUCUCAGAUUCUGGAGGGUUGUAUCGCUGAGAUCCCCAAUAUCUCUAGCCUGGAUAUAUCAGACAAUGGCUUGGACUCUGAUCUGACAACUGUGCUGGUGUGGCUGGCUAAGAAUCGCUCCAUCAGACGUCUGUCACUGGGCAAGAAUUUCAGCAACAUCAAAUCCAAGAAUUUAGGGCAGGUCUUGAGCAGCUUGGUUAAUCUGAUCCAAGAAGAGGAAUCGCCUCUAAGCUCUCUCUCUCUGGCUGACUCUAAGCUGAAGGCGGAUCUAUGUAUUGUGUUGAACGCUGUGGGUGGGAACAGUUCCCUCACCCACUUGGACAUUAGUGGCAACAGCAUGGGGGACAUGGGGGCCAAGAUGCUGGCCAAAGCCCUGCAGAUCAACACCAAACUCAGGACUGUAAUUUGGGACAGGAAUAAUGUCAGCGUGCAGGGUCUUCAGGAUGUGGCAGCAGCUUUGGAGAAAAACUACACUAUCCGCUUCAUGCCAGUACCAAUCAUGGACGCUGCUUUGGCACUUAAAUCCAGCCCAGAGAAAACUGAGGAUGCCCUCAUGAAGAUGGAGCAGUACCUAUUAAGGAACCAUGAGACAAGGAGAUACCUCCAGGAACAGGCCUAUAGACUGCAGCAGGGAAUCAUCACCUCAGCCACACAACAGAUGAUUGGCAGGCUGUGUGUAAAGGUUCAGGACCAUCUGAACUCUCUUCGCUUCAGUGAGCGUACAAACAUUCAGGAGGACAUGAGAGUGGCAGAGAAACUCGUACAGGAUGCCCGGAACUCGAAAAAACUGUUGUCCAGUAUGUACCACCAACGCUCCUCAUUGCAAGGGGGUAGGGUUGAAGGCGGAGCUGUGGGUGGGGUAGGAUGUGGACAAAACCCAUGGGUGGGGCCUAUCCAAGAGAAGCUACAGUUGAUGGCAGGGGAGAUCAGCACUGUGAUAGACCAACAGCUGCAGAGCCUGUUGGUGUCUAUGGUAGACACGGCGGAGACUGUGUGUCCACACGUAAUGCGGCGAGCAAGCCUGAGGCCGGCUCUGAUGCGGGCAGGCGAGGGGAGGAUGAGUGUGCCGCAGGCCUUCAUCAGUAGCACUCUGCUCGAGCAGUCUGGCAUCGACAUCAUCAAUAAGAUCAGUGAAAUAAAGCUCAGUAUGGCUUCGUUCCUCUCUGACCGCAUCAUAGAUGAAAUUUUAGAAUCCCUCUCUCGCACUCAGCUCACACUGGCGGAGCACUUGAUUAGGCGUGGUCAACCACUGUUGCAUCAUGAUUCAGAGGAGACUGAAGUUCUGGAUGAGGCACAACUGCAACCAGAGAACCUACCCCCACCUCCCACUGACUUACUGCUGACUCCAACGUCCAAGAGGAAGAGCAUUCUCUUCAGGAUGGUGCGCCCCGUCUCUGUGGCCUUUGAGCUGGAGUUUGAUCUGGAUAAGGCAUUGGAGAAUGUACCCAUCCAUAUGGAGGACCUACCCCUUCCCCCGCCCCCCACCCCACUGAAGGAGGAGUUAGACAGGCAGGAGAGUGAAUGUUUCAGUGAUCUUCCAGAAACUGAGACUCCUAAACUCGAGCACAUCACCAAACACCGACCCCGCAGGAAGAAGACCAGCCGACCUUUCAGAGCGCCUGCUAUGAAGAGUGCUCCUGCAGUGGACCUGGGGCAGAAUGAACUCGUGGGAAGACUGGAUGAGGGAGUGGACGACUUCUUCGCUAAAAAAGUUACAAAGAUCAGAGCUGACUGCACAUCCAUGAAAGACGCUCUUCAGGAAGGCGAGAGGAAGAGGGAGUCUCGUAUGAGUGGUUUCUUUAACCUCAUCAAAUCGCGCUCAUCCACGAGAACUCCACCUGCCAGCCCACACUCGUCCAUGCCUGAGACAGCAAUGGUUCCCAUGGUAACAGUCCCAGGCACUUCGGCAAUAGCAGCGGCUCCGCCCAUUGUUGAAUCUGUCGACGAGUCCGCAAAGACUGGGCUCAAGAGUCCCACCCCCGAGCAUGCUCCUGAGCCAAUCAAAGCCCAGCUACUAGAGAAGGUCGAACCUUGUGGGCCUGUGGAUAUGGCAGUAACUUCUGAGCCUAAACGUCAGGAGGAGGGUAAGAAGCCUGAUGCCUCACGUGCUGGCCGCUUCAGAGGGCUGCCGGUGAUGAGUAAUGACUUCCUGGUUCAGCUCCGCGCAAAACAGGAGAAGAUGAAAGAGAAGGCAGCUGAAUCCUCAUCUAAAGGCAAAGCUGAGACUAGACAUGGUGAGGGCGACACUGGCACUGCAGAGAUUCCAGUCCAGAGAGAGCACCAUCCAGAGCCUGCAUCCAAAUCUCUCUUCCCCCAUGCUCAACCCAAACCUGCUGCAACUGAACCCGCACCUGCACCUGGGCCUGGGCUUGUUCUCACACCUGACUCUGAGUCCACCCAGAGCUCCUACUUAUCUGAACAUCCCAGCCCAGACCUCCACCCCAGCCUAGAACACCGUAGUGGUCCCUGGGUUCUUCCCAUCCCCCUGACCAGCCCCCCAAGCAGCACCUCCUGCUCCAUAUCCAAUGACGUCUCGGUCCAUUCCAGUACUGGUUCCUCCCCCAAGCUGCCUGUAGAGACUCCAGGCCACAAGAGGGAGCCAUGUGAGACAAAUAUGAAGGCGCAGCCACCUGUCAGUCACAGCACAGAAGAGAAGGAUACACCUCACUUAGUGCUGGUGGAUGGACUGGAGGACAGCGUGUUUGAGUCUGAAUCAUUUCCUUCAACCAAUCCAGCAGCAGGACAGCGAUGCAUCUCCCUUCAGUCAUCAACCAAUCCAGAUAAAGAGAAGGAUGAUCGACAGCGCACCGUGUCCCUCCCCAUACCUGCUGGGCUGCCAACCCCACCAGGUUCUCCUUUAGGUCUGGACCACAGCAGUGCAGUCUCCCACAGCCCCGACACACAUCCCCAACAUGCAGCACAACACACUUGCCCAACACCAACCAACCCUGAGCCACCCAACCUGAAUGAAGCAGAUUCAUAACCAGCAAACUAACCAGGAUGACCAGAGCAACCAACAAACUGACCUUUGAACCACUGGUGCAACUGGACAUGGUGGUAACUGGGCAGUGGUUAAGGUACUUGACUUGUAUUCAGAAGGUUGCUGGUUCAAGCCUCACCACUGCCAAGUUGCA
Electrophorus electricus (electric eel) is the source of this 4817-nucleotide messenger RNA. RefSeq names its product capping protein regulator and myosin 1 linker 1 (gene carmil1). Gene Ontology annotation, biological process: regulation of Arp2/3 complex-mediated actin nucleation; cell migration. Gene Ontology annotation, cellular component: plasma membrane; lamellipodium. Lineage: Eukaryota; Metazoa; Chordata; Actinopteri; Gymnotiformes; Gymnotidae. Gene Ontology annotation, molecular function: protein binding. The record is from RefSeq and is a predicted model, not a curated record.